CUGAACGGCCCAAACAUCAAACAAUCUCUCAUCCAAUAUGGUUUAGGGUUCAGCAGUACAAAAUAGUGAAAAUGAUUAUGAAUUUGUUUCCUCAAUCACACUGGUCAUUGAUGGACAGUACAGAAUACUUGUGGAUACCGGACUAGCCACCGAUAUCAACGGGCGUACCUGGAUGCUUCAGAGACUUAAUGAUCUUGGCUUUCCGCCGCCGUCUAUUGAUUUUGUGAUAACAACACACGGUCAUCCGGACCAUUCGGGAAACACUAAUGAUUUUCCGGAUGCACGACACUACGCCGGAACAUUCAUGCACCACAGGAUGCAUUUCGAUUUGACGAAUAUCUUUGAGGACGAUGUGCAAAAGCUAACAGAAAACGUUUAUUUGUUAAAAACUCCCGGUCACACAUCUGAAGACAUCGCUGUUCUCGUCAAAAAUACGACUUUCUUCGGAACAGUUGUCAUUUCAGGUAAACUUUUUAUGAUGGGGAGAGGAGAAGGGAAAGAGUGA
This is a messenger RNA of Gongylonema pulchrum, 505 nucleotides long. The record is from the annotation of a GenBank genome assembly. Lineage: Eukaryota; Metazoa; Nematoda; Chromadorea; Rhabditida; Gongylonematidae.